Messenger RNA from Paramuricea clavata, 573 nucleotides. NCBI's taxonomy places the organism in Eukaryota, Metazoa, Cnidaria, Anthozoa, Malacalcyonacea, Plexauridae. The record is from the annotation of a GenBank genome assembly.
AUGGAGAGUGCAACACAUCGUUGGGAGAAGAUAGUGGGGCAAUGGAUGAGUAAUAAAACUUUUAUGUUUGAGGAGGAUGAGCGUAAGUUGUCUGACGCUAUAAAGGAUUCGUGGGACAUUAAGGAUUUGGUAAAUUUAUUAUUGAAACAAGAAUUGAUACCGGAUUUUGUGUGUGAUAACGUGUGUCUGUACAAUGUUUUAAUGUUGCAAAUGGAAAGAUUGAUGAUUGGUAAUCUGACAGUUCCAAUGGCUGUUCAAGGUAUUAAUUUUACUUACACUUUGAAUUGUAAAGAGAUGAAAAUGCACGUUGUGUGUCGUGAUUUGCAAAAGGCUAAAGAUGAAUUGGAAAAGCUUACGGGUGUGAAUCUUGAUCAUUAUUAUCGUUUGAAAAUGGCAAAGAAAAAGCGUAAGAUAAAUGUCGAAGCUGGAAAUGUUAAAAAAAAGAAAACUGUUGCUAUGGUGCCCGACGUUAAAGGUGACAAAGGUGAUGGCGUGAAAGAUAAUACUAAGAAUUUGUUCAGGUCAUGUGACGUUGAUAUGACGGAUGAUACCAAAAGACAGGGGUUUUUUUAA